Molecule: messenger RNA, 5389 nt
Organism: Pogona vitticeps (central bearded dragon)
Lineage: Eukaryota; Metazoa; Chordata; Lepidosauria; Squamata; Agamidae
Source: RefSeq, a predicted model, not a curated record
AGCAAAAAAGGCCAGUUACUUUAGCCUGCACCUGGAGAUCGAGUAAUUGAUGUUGACAUCUCAAGUGAUAAGACCCCCACAAUCAGCAAGAGGAUGACACUCUCCAGGGGGAAGACAACAUUAUUAUGGAUUUUCUUCCUUGUGGUCUUAUCGCUGGCAGUUUUUGCAUACCUGGACAGGGACAGAACGUUAACAUGGAUGUACAAUGCUAGGAGCCUGAAGAUUGCCCAGUUGAAAAACCAGACAUAUAAGUGGCUGGCUGUCCCCGAUUGGUCUGGCUCAAGACAAAAAUAUGCAAAUAAAGAACCCAAAGGGCUCUUGAUGACAGACUGGCCCAAGGCUGGAGUAGCAACUAAAUGGAAAAUUGAACCUGGAUUUCUCUCCAGUCCAACCUCUGGACUGGAUGUCUCUCUCUGCCUCUGGAAGGUCCUCCCCAGUGGGCGAACGGACUACCCAACCCUGACGUCUUGGUCGGCUCCCAUCAUCUGGGAGGGAACUUUCAAGAAAUCGGUGUUGGAUUUCCACUAUAAGCAGCGCCGAAUCACCGUCGGUUUGACAGUUUUUGCCAUUGGGAAGUACCUGGACAAAUACUUGAAGAACUUCUUACUGUCUGCAGAAACGUACUUCAUGGCCGGCCACAACGUGAUCUUCUACAUCAUGGUGGAUGACCUCUCGAAAUUGCCACAGUUCAAGCUGGGCCCUUUGCGGACUCUGAAGACCUUCCAGGUCAAACGGGAGAGCCGGUGGCAAGACAUCAGCAUGAUGCGGAUGAAGGUGAUUGCCGAUCUGAUUGAGAGCCACAUCCGCCACGAGGUGGACUUCCUGUUCUGCAUGGACGUGGACCAGCUCUUCCAUAGUGAGUAUGGGGUGGAAACCCUGGACGAGUCUGUGGCUCAGCUCCAUGCCUGGUUUUACAAGGCAGACCGAGAUUCUUUCACUUAUGAGAGGAACCCCGAUUCGGCUGCAUACAUCCCUUAUGGAGAGGGAGACUAUUACUACCAUGGGGCUGUGUUUGGGGGAACCCCGCUGCACCUCCUGAACCUCACCAGGCAAUGCUACGAAACCAUAAAAGAAGACAAAGAGCGGGGUUUGGAGGCCGUGUGGCACGACGAAAGCCACUUGAACAAAUACUUCCUCCUCCACAAACCAACCAAAAUAUUAUCCCCCGAGUAUUGUUGGGAUUACAAAAUCGGAAUCCCCUACGACAUCCAAAAUAUAAAGUUAUCCUGGAUGCCAAAAGAAUACGAAGCGGUGAGAAAUAAUUCCUGACUUGCAAAGCACCGGGAGGUGCCGAUAGGUUUGCUUCAGUUGAGAACCCGUUCCUUUCCAGGUCCGUGGUCUGUGCGGAGCAGAAAUCAGCUACUGCCAAAAUGUUUUCAUUCGAUAAACUGAAAGGUUCUCCUGUUCUCUCCUUAAAGAAAGAAAGAAAAGAAAAAAGAAAAGUAAUAGCUUUUUUUACAAGCUUGCACAAGCUUGAUGUUAACAGAGUAAUGUGUGGAAAGAACUGCCUGGUCUUUACACUGAUCAGCUCUUGGACAUUUAAUCUCAGGAAAUUGCGUUGAUUGGGAUGUUUGUGGAAUUAAAACUGGUGUGCCACUUUAUGGCCCACCUACAGUGGUGGUGGUAUGGGCACAUCAGCGUGGCCUGUGCUGGCCCAGAAUGGCCACCGUGGCCCUCCUGUCAGAGGGGGGGGGGCUGGCAAACGAGAGAGGAGAGAGAUGGCAGGCAGCCUGGGAGUGGUAGCCUCAAGCAGGCAGAUGGGACCCCCAUGAAUGGAGAGAGGCUGAUGACACUCACAAAAUGUUGUAGCUGAUGGAAGACUUCAUCAGAGGCUCUUAAUCUUGUCCUGCAUCCUGCCUGCUUGAGCUACCUGGUUUUCCACCCAAAACAAAUGCACUUGAUCUACCUAGAAAACUCUGGCAAAGGUGUUUCUAAUUUCAGAACUGUGUUCAUGUUCGUCGCUUGAAGGUCUGCAAACCACUUCUCCCCCCACCCCAUUGUUUGAAAACACACCGUCUUGCACACAAACCACGUUCAUUUCCUGAAAGAGCACUCCUUUCGUUACUUAUAGCGCUGUUCUUUGGUUUUAGCUUCUAUAUGCCUCGCCCCCACCCCAACAUGGUUUCAUAAAUUUUCCUUUUGCUGUUGCCUCCCACCAGGGCACCUUUCGCUGUUUAGUGCCUGCCAUGCUAUUUUCCCCACCCUGUUUGAGAAAAAAAGUGUUGUUUUCCUUGGGACAGUGUGGUGUGAGAAAAAUGGGUAGUUUCCCCAUUCAUCGAGUCAGGGUGGUGUGCCGGUUGGACUAGGGCUCAGGAAACCCGGGUUCAAGCCCCCACUCAGCAAGGAAACUCAGUGGGUGACCUUGGGCUAGUGGUACUCUCUCAGAUUGAGCUACCUCACAGGGUUGGUGUGAGGAUGAAGUGGGAAGGGGAGCUCGCUGAAAGAGAGGCCAUAUAUAAACACAAUAAAUACACGCCCUGUGGCCCCACUGACUGACUGGGGGGACUCUGGGAUUUGUAGUCCAACUAACUUCCCUCAGGUCUGGUCCAUGUACUGUAUUCUAAACUUGCCCAACCUGGCUACCUACAGCUCUCCACUGCCAAAAGUGGGUUUUUCUAGUUGUUUUCUUUCUGAUGGAUUUUAGAGGAAAUAAUACGUCUUCCACCUUGCUGUGUCUUUUCCUCUGAGGGCACCUGAAGAGGCAAAUACUUGUGCUCUUUUCGUGGAGCCUUAAAUAUUUCCCUAACUGUUGUCAUGGAUGCCCUGGUGGAGCCUCCAUCUUCAGUGGCAGUCAACCUCCAAAGGGCUUUCCCCCAGCACUUCAUGGCUUGCUGACUAAAAUCCAGCGGUCGUCUUCAGUUCUUGGAGGGAAACCUCAGGAUUUGCAGAGAAUAAAUGAAAUUUUAUGGGUUCCCCUCCAUAAGAUACAAAUUCAGGAGGAGACACUCAUAUUUGAUCCCCCCCGUCAAAAAAAAUUAUAAAUAAAGCAAAAUCCAAAACUGAAGGUGCAAAAAUAACCCCCUCCUCACAUAUGGAUCUGUCCUGCUGCCUUAAAAUGCCACCUAUGAGUAAUAUCUGAGGUAAAAAUUUCUGUGGGGUGUAUAAUAAGACACUUUCGCCCCCUUCAGAAACAGCUGUGGGGAAAAUGUAUUUUCUGUGGCAAUAAUUUUAGAUUUUCCUCUCCUUUUCCCUCAAGAAUGGGGGAGGGGAAAGGGAGGGAUGUGUCGCUUCAUGAAGGAGCCAAAAUGAUUAAUUCAUUAUUUCUCCCCACCACCACCCUCUGAGGGGAAUUUUAGACCCUCUCCUGCCUCAGAGACAUAAAAGGAUGAGCCUUUUUGACGAGGAGAGAUUUUACAUUAUUAUUUUUUUAAAAAACAGCACCUCAAAGGGCUUUUGCCAAAAUUCGUGUCUCAACCCAUUCAACAAAUAUCCUUCAGAAGCCCCAUCAAGGAAAUAAAGGAGGAAAAAUGGAGUGGGUUUCUGCCAUUUUCACUGGGGUGGGCUGGAUUCUCCCCUUCCCAUAGAAAUUAGCAGGUCAUGGUGGUGGUUUUAAUAAAGUUUGGGAAAUUUGUUCUUCCCCCCCUUCCCUGAGGCAAAUAUUCAGACACAUCUGCCCCUCUCAGGAUCAAGGAGGAGAAAUGGAGGCUGUGGCCUGAGAGAUUUCCUGCCCCCUCCCCUCCCCCGUCCUCUUUUAUCUAAUUUUUUCCAUUUAAAAAAUAGCAAAUUUCCCCUUGCAAACCUAUUUUCCUGAUAAGCAAAUUAGGGUUCCCAAGCUGUCAACCUCAUAGUCUAUAAAUACCUCAAUAAGUCACAAUUUCCCUUAAUUUAGCCUUAGGGGGAAAAGGGGCUAUAUACUCCGACCAGGGAUUUUGGACUACAGCUCCCAUCAUCCUUCGCCCUUGGCCAGGCUGUCUGGGAGAUGAUGAUGGGAAGAGACUCCUGGCCCGCACUGUAUCUAGUUUUUUUUCUUUUUCUUUUGAAACUGUUUUAAAAGCAUUCAAAGGGAUUCUGUUUCAGUGGCUUUACACCUGUUUAUCGCUGGUCCCCAGAGCUUUUGAGGCAGGGCCAGAGCUAAAUAUUUUUAGUAACUGAAAUUGGCUUCGAAAGGAGGCGUAAGAUGGAAGGGACGGGCAGAGUUUCCCAUAAGUUACUUCUUUGGACCACAGCCCAGGGGGGGAAUCUGAAAACCAAACCACCUUAUUUUCAACCUUAUUUUCAGAAACUUGUUUGCAUGCUUACUUCAACCCACUUCCAGACUGCGUCAUGAGACUUUUUUUUGUCUUCCCACACAGAAAACAAAUAUGAUUUUUUUGUGUGUGUGUGCGUGCCCUUCCUCCCCAGACAGAGAGUAGGCAAUUUUGGACCGAUUUAUCUCAUGUUCACCUGCAUUCACUGUGGUUUGCUGUGCAUAUAUAGCUUUCAAACAACACACGGUUUUAGUCAGACGUGUUUUUCAAAGACGCAAAUGGUUUUAUGCAUUCCCCCCCCUUUUUUUCAUUGACACCCCCUCAGAGGGAAAGGGGUAUGUUGUCCUGUUGCUGGUCUCUGGAGGUGCAAAGUGGAUAUUUUUAUAAGGAAGUUUAAAGCCAACAUAUUUUUCCCCCCAGUUCUUGGUGACAAAAUACAUACAUAAGAACAUUCCUGUUAUGGGAAAACACAGAAUUUAGCGGUGGCGGGGGGGGGGAGAAUCUAACCAGAGUUCAAACAUGUUCAAUAUUACUUUGAAUUGCAGUUACAGUUCAAAGGUUGUCAAAAAUAAUCAUGUCCUAGGAGCACCAUGGGCGAGGCUUUGCCUUUUUAAUGGCUCUCAAGGCACGUGACCUGUUCGUACCUUCCUUCUUGUCCACCUGGACGGGAAGAAGCUUUUGCAUGGUAAUCCAUGGAAGGGGCUUUCCUCCUUCCAGAAAAGCCACGGACCCAUCGCCCUUUGCAGUCAUGGCCCCUUUGCAAUGGCAACGUUGCAGAAAGGGUAAAUGUUUCUGGGCUUUUCAUUUUCCCUUUACAGCUGCCAGGCUCUCGUGGUCAGCAUAGGUGCUGGCCGUGCUUCCUAGAGGAUACUGGGAGUUGUAGUCCAAAAAAAAAUCCUCCCUCUCCACUAAAAUACAUUUCACAUUUCCUGUGGCACGCAAUGUUCACUGUGCUCUUUUGUGGUGUUCCUAUAAUUCUUUUUGGGCUGUGGGGGUCCUAUUUAGGCAUGUUUUACACCACAAGCUUGUUGCAUUUUAUCCUAUAAUUACUUUUGGAUGACUAAAAAUGGAAUUCUGUUUCUUUUCCUUCCUUUUUUUUUUAAAAAAAGCACCUAACAGUAAACAAAUGAUUUUUUUGUUAACCUAUAAUGUUGCCAGUGAUGCUGAGAAAAUAAAUAAAAGUCCUUAUUUUGUUUAUCUUA